AUGUCGUCCCCUAUGUUGAUUGGCGUCUCAUUUGUAAUAACAAAGAAGGGCCUUCAGAAAGCAUCAAAUGGAAAUGGGUGCGCUUCAGACUCUCAUCGCUACCUUAAGAAUCCUGUGUGGUGGAUAGGAUUACUCACGAUGGUUAGUGGAGAGAUAUUAAACUUUGUUGGUUAUACAUUUGCGCCCGCGAUUCUCAUUACCCCGUUGGGUGCCCUGAGUGUUAUUAUUGGUGCCAUUCUUGCGUCAAUAUUCCUCAAAGAACGCCUUGGUCCUACAGGAGUCAUUGGGUGUUUAUUAUCAGUCAUAGGUGCAGUAAUUAUUGUUUUACAUGCACCUGAAGAUCCUGAUGUUCAGAGUGUCCAUGAACUACUGACAUUUAUGCUACGGCCAGGUUUCAUUGUAUAUGCUGUGUUUGCGUCUCUGAUAACCAUCGCGCUUAUAUGGAAGGCUGUACCUCGGUGGGGAAAGACCAAGGUCAUUGUGUAUGUAACGAUCUGUUCUUUGGUGGGGUCAUUGUCAGUGAUGGCUAUAAAGGCCUUUGGUAUCGCUGUUCGACUGACGAUUGGAGGAAAUAACCAAUUCACGCAGCCUUCGACAUAUUUUUUCGCAUUCAUGUGCAUCAUAUUCAUUCUCACCCAAGUCAAUUAUUUUAACAAGGCUCUCGAUGCAUUUUCAACUAAUGUUGUAAAUCCUAUAUACUAUGUGUGCUUUACAACUGCAACUAUUGGCGCAUCCGCAAUAAUGUAUCAAGGAUGGAACAGCGCAAGUCCAAUAAAUACCAUGAGCCUUAUUUGUGGGUUUCUCAUAAUAUUCUCUGGAGUUUAUUUGCUGAAUUCUAUUUCUCACAACCACACCGACGCACCGACCUUACGAUUACUUCCUUUCGGUUCAACGUCUUCGCUCCACCAUUACCUUUCUCAAAUAGACAUCGAAAAAGCAACGAAUAAGAAGCAUAAUGCAACAGUCACUCCAAUCGGCCAACGAGCGCGAUGUAUGUCGAUCUAA
This is a messenger RNA of Phycomyces blakesleeanus NRRL 1555(-), 1005 nucleotides long. RefSeq lists its product as hypothetical. NCBI's taxonomy places the organism in Eukaryota, Fungi, Mucoromycota, Mucoromycetes, Mucorales, Phycomycetaceae. Gene Ontology annotation, biological process: magnesium ion transport. The transcript has 7 exons. Gene Ontology annotation, molecular function: magnesium ion transmembrane transporter activity. Gene Ontology annotation, cellular component: membrane. Bases 1 to 1005 code for a protein of 334 amino acids. The record is from RefSeq and is a predicted model, not a curated record.